Molecule: messenger RNA, 384 nt
Organism: Paraglomus brasilianum
Lineage: Eukaryota; Fungi; Glomeromycota; Glomeromycetes; Paraglomerales; Paraglomeraceae
Source: the annotation of a GenBank genome assembly
AUGGAAGUUGCUUUUAGUUUUACGAAUUUAUUCUUUGGUGAUUUAUUUUCUUGUAAAUUGGAAACAGGAAAAGAAGUUCUUGAACUUCUCCUAGCAGCAGACGAAAUGCAACUCGAAGAAUUAAUCAAACCAGUUCAAAUGUAUCUCUUACAAGAAUGGGAACCGUGGAUUCGGUCAAACUUUAUUCUGCUCCAUCGAGUAUCCUCGGCAAACUCGGCAUUCGAAAAACUCUUUAUCGACGUGUUUCCAGGUAAUGAGGUUGGUAGAGAAGGACGUUUAGAGAGAGAUAAUAGACUGCUAAGGAUCGUAUCACCAAUACUUCUCCAAGCUUCUUCUAAGGGCCUUUGUUUCCGGCUUCACUCCAUGGUAGAUAUCAGAGUAUGA